GUCUGUCUAGCUCGCCUCCCGCACCAAUCCGAACCAGCAACACCAACUAGACAAGGUCCGGCCCUCGGGGCGCUUUAUACUGCGCGUUCAUCUCCCCUUAUCUUGCGCACCCCCUCGCCGGCUUCGGAGCUGAGAUCUCCCACUUGGUACUUACCUGCCGAGCUGCUGCCUCUUUCUCUGAUUUCAGCUGAUACUUCUGGAUCAGAGAGGAGUACAAUUGAGGGAAGGAAUCAUGAGCUGUUUCGGUUGUUGUCAAGAAGAGGAUGUCCAUAAAGCUGCUGAAAGUGGAGGUCCAUACAUGAUCAAACCUUCAGCAGGAAACGGUGGAGGUUAUUAUUCAUCAGAUACUGCUCCCAAGGGUCCACAAACUGUGAAAGUUCAGCCCAUUGAAGUUCCUGAGAUACCAGUGGAUGAACUAAAGGAAAUUACAGAUAACUUUGGUACUACUGCAUUAAUUGGAGAGGGCUCUUAUGGAAGAGUAUAUCAUGGGGUUCUUAAAAGUGAGCAGCCUGCAGCAAUCAAAAAGUUAGAUGCCAGCAAACAACCUGACGAGGAAUUUUUAGCCCAGGUUUCUAUGGUCUCAAGGCUGAAGCAUGAAAAUUUUGUUCAAAUGCUUGGUUACUGUAUUGAUGGGAAUUCCCGUAUUCUUGCCUAUGAGUUUGCAUCUAAUGGAUCUCUUCAUGAUAUUCUACACGGGAGGAAGGGGGUCAAAGGAGCACAACCUGGUCCUGUUCUUUCAUGGGCACAACGCGUAAAAAUUGCUGUGGGGGCUGCGAAAGGGCUUGAUUACUUGCAUGAGAAGGCCAAUCCUCACAUCAUCCAUCGUGACAUCAAGUCCAGCAAUGUACUAAUCUUUGAUGAUGGUGUUGCUAAGAUUGCAGACUUUGAUUUAUCAAAUCAAGCUCCUGAUAUGGCUGCACGUCUUCACUCCACUCGUGUUCUUGGAACCUUCGGUUAUCAUGCACCUGAGUAUGCCAUGACUGGACAGUUGAAUUCCAAGAGUGAUGUGUACAGCUUUGGUGUUGUCCUGCUUGAACUUCUGACAGGGCGAAAGCCUGUUGAUCAUACCUUGCCACGUGGACAGCAGAGUUUAGUCACAUGGGCUACACCAAAACUUAGUGAAGACAAGGUUAAGCAGUGUGUUGAUACAAGACUUAACGGAGAUUACCCUCCUAAGGCAGUUGCAAAGAUGGCUGCUGUUGCUGCCUUGUGCGUGCAAUAUGAGGCUGACUUCCGGCCAAACAUGAGCAUUGUAGUCAAAGCCCUCCAGCCGCUGUUACAUGCCCGGUCUGGACCUGCUGGUGAAACUCCAAGCUUAUGAUCUCUCCCUCUCUCUCUCUCUCUCUCUCUCUCUCUCUGCUUUUGCAGGUGCAUAUGUGCACAUGUGAGUAUGAUAAUAUAACAAAGGGAUUGUAACAUUGUUUCAGAAGGUGGUGAUAAAUUGUUUGAACAAGAUUCACUAUGCUUCCAUUAUUUACAGUAUUGAUUUGUUCAUAA
Juglans microcarpa x Juglans regia is the source of this 1497-nucleotide messenger RNA. RefSeq names its product pto-interacting protein 1-like. NCBI's taxonomy places the organism in Eukaryota, Viridiplantae, Streptophyta, Magnoliopsida, Fagales, Juglandaceae. The record is from RefSeq and is a predicted model, not a curated record. The transcript has 8 exons. Gene Ontology annotation, biological process: protein phosphorylation. Bases 233 to 1321 code for a protein of 362 amino acids. Gene Ontology annotation, molecular function: protein kinase activity; ATP binding.